AGCAAGCCUGGGAAAUUAAAGCAAGGACACCCAAGGAUGGCUGGGCUGAAAUGCCAGUUCACAUGAAUGACACGCGGCUUUAAAGCAAGAGGCAGGUUGGGAGUCAGGGUGCGGCUGGUAAAACAGGUGAGGCGAGGAGUUUCUCUCGCUUACCUCAUUGGUGCUUAACCGGUUUCUCAAACGGAAAAAUGUGGCCCUCCUGAAUAAAUGCCAACUUUGCGUUUGUGUGAAAAUAUUAGAAAAAGUUAUUAACAACAAUGAAAUCAUAUAAUGUUAAGAAUUUGAACCAGACAGUGAUGUUAGGCUCUUUUGAAACUAAAGCUACAGUGAUCUCAGUUUUGGGUAAUGCCAAGUCCACUGAGGACAAACUGGUUUGUUCACCUCUGAGGACGUGACUAGUGAUGUAAACUGCAGAGAUGGAGGGGUUUCCCCCCAAAUGACUUCAUCUGUAAACCAUGUAAAUAUUUCUGGCUCACCCCCACCCCGCCUUUACUUUCUGUAGAUACCAGCUGUGGAAGAGUUGUGAAAGAAGUUUGGCGUCAUCACAGCGCAGUGAGGGCAACACUGACGCGCACGAAGCUGCUCUCCGCCAUAUUGACUAGUGGCAGCCGGCUUGCUGGGCAACAGGCCAGCUGCAGUCCAAGUGUUAAGGACUAACCGCUGAAAUGUGUUGGUUCUGGGAUUUGAGGCAAAGCUGAAGGUAUUCGUCCAGGUCGGACUUACAGCUUUGAGAAACUCUCUAAGGUUAAGAAGUACUACAGUAGUGAUUUCUCAGCACAGACCAGCUGGGACCCUUCUGCUCACCGGCUCUGUUAUCGGUCUUCCUCUGCAGGAUGUUUAGGGGCCCUCAGAUCCUGACUUGUCCCUUUAGGUCAUUGUUGCUGUUGAGAGACUGCCACCUUGCUGCUCUCUCUGAGAACACUGGUGCUGGAUGGCAAGGUGCAUCAGCCGCCAAAGAACGGUGGUAUGAAGGCAUCCAUGGAAGCAAGGAAGCUACAUCAUCGUCCACAGAGACUGUCUCCUGUUCGACGCAGCUGCCUUUUAUUAGUACGGACUGUGAUAAUCGGCAGCUGAGAGAGGGUUCGUUUCAAAGCCUCCUGUCCAAAGCCAUUUUAUCCAGCCAUCAUCGUCACCCCCCUCAGGCGUCUGCUUUUGCUAAGGCAACACAAGCGUCUUCUUCGUGGAAAUGCACUACCGUGGAAGAUUUAGGUAAAAACCUCAAAGCUGCGAGCACUUACAAGGACUGUUUAAACAACACACCAUGCCUUCAAUCCCGCAGAAGUCCAUGGGACAUUAGCCAACCUUCCCUCAGUUUCACCAGUCAGACUCAGUGUAACCUUCAGUGUCAUUUAAAUCACAGACGGCACUUUGUGAGAUCCUUCAGCUUGUCGAGACAUCAGCCAUGGAUUUUGAACCACUCUGACAGUACACAGCAUCCCUCCAGCAUCUCCUUUGACCAAACCAGAGCGCUUCAUCAGGCUGCCCCUCUCGUGGCAGAAGCCUGGAGAGGCUGUCUAUCUCUAGGGAAUGAAAGCAGGUGUCGACAGAAGCUGGGGCCCAACUUGAAGCUGUACGAGGCAGAAAAGGAGAGAAAAGCGUCGAGUCAGAGCCAGGGAAAGAACCAGGCGAAAUGGGCGGCGGUCCUGGUCUCUCUCUGUUCUGUUGAGGGCGAGCCGGCAUUUCUCUUCACUCUGCGCUCCAGCACACUGAAGGGCAGGCACAAGGGAGAUGUCAGUUUUGCAGGAGGAAAGAGUGAUCCAUCAGACAGAGAUGUGGUGGCCACGGCGUUGAGGGAAGCCAGGGAGGAGCUGGGCGUGAAUGUGUCAGCCGAGAAGGUCUGGGGCAUCCUGAAACCUCUCAGGGACAUGUCAGGGAUGUUGAUUGCUCCUGUUCUGGCCAACCUUGGUCCCUUGGAGGAGUUAUCCUUCAAACCAAACCCUGGAGAGGUGGAGGAGAUUUUCACCCUGUCCUUGUCCCACUUGUGCAACCCUCAAAACCGUGGCUACACACACUUCCGCACCGGUGACAAGUAUGGAUACACCCUCCCUGUGUUUCGUAACGGGAAGCAUCGAGUAUGGGGCCUGACGGCUAUCGCCCUAGACCAUACCCUGAAACUUGUUGUUCCUCCUUAGCAGUGUAAAGUACUUCAGCACAUCUUCCAUGUGGUGCAAACAUUUGAUUAUGUCAAACAUGCGGUCAAGCUAUGUGCCGCAAUAUCACAUCAGGAUUCAAUGUGAACACAAAAUGGUUUAAUUCACUCGUUCUCAUUUAUGAAGGUAAUUUCCUUUCAGGGAGUAUCAGACUCAGGAAAAUGAUUUUUCCACUCGUGCAACUUCUGAGCCUCUGUUUUUUUUUUUUAAGAAUCUCUGUUGAAUGGAUGAGGUGUAUAAAAGUUGAUGGCCCACUGUGCUGAUGGCACUGAUUUAAGACCGGGGGUUGGAAGUCCUGGCCAUGGAUUUGUAGAACUGCUAUGGAGCAACAUCAAGAAGCCGUGUCAGUGCUUUAUUACACCUGAUUGAUUCUUACCUGAACAGUAUCGGUAUAUAUUAUGGGCUGCUUUUAUUUAUAUUCUUACAAAUCCUUCUUUUAUCAGCUCUAAAUCUUCUGUACCACCAGUUACCAAAUUAAACAGAUUUUAUCAAGUUAAAUUCAUGAGUCAGUGAGAUGACUUUUGCCACAUAGGUUUUACAUGAGUCUUAUGUUUCUUUCAUUUUAACAUGUGGGCUCAGCAAAGCACAGCUCUGAGAGACUUCAUAAUUUCCAAUGUUAUUCAACUGAUGCCCAUGAAUCAUUUAUUUGAUUUGGUAAUUCUCACGCUCAAUCUAAUCAGGACUGUUAUAAACACUGAAACGAUAUUAGCACAUCAUGUGGUGUGUUGAUGAACAAUGCAAUAAAGGUUAUUUAAAGGUU
This is a messenger RNA of Acanthopagrus latus (yellowfin seabream), 2910 nucleotides long. RefSeq names its product nudix (nucleoside diphosphate linked moiety X)-type motif 8 (gene nudt8). The coding region runs from base 834 to 2132 and encodes 432 amino acids. The record is from RefSeq and is a predicted model, not a curated record. Gene Ontology annotation, molecular function: coenzyme A diphosphatase activity. The transcript has 6 exons. Lineage: Eukaryota; Metazoa; Chordata; Actinopteri; Spariformes; Sparidae.